GCAAUUAGCUCAAUUCUCAAAACGGAAGUUCUAGAAUUUGAGAUGUAAACAUGAGAAAGAAAGGCAUUAAAUAGAUUGGAUACCUGACUCCCCCAGCCUUCUUCUGACAUGCAGAGUCACCUGGUCCUGGACUGGAAAGAAGAUAAUAUCAAGAGCAUGAUUUUUAAUAAAAAUAAAUAUACAGCUAUACCUCUUGAUGAAACAGAGAAGACGUCAACAAAGAACUCCUUUUGUGCCUAUUUGUCUUCAUACCUCACCAAAAAAAACAUCAGUGCUGCUGUCUUUAUUUUGAUCUUGUCAAUGGCUUUUGUCUUGGUUGCCUGCAUUGGUGGAAACUUUCAGUCCAAGGUCUGCACAGAUCACAGCACUGUACAGUUUACUGGGUCACUUCAGAAUAGACUAGAUCAUCUUCAGAAGAACUUGAAGAUUGCACAUUCCAAAAGGAGGCUCCCACAUUGCAUCAUCAUUGGGGUACGAAAAGGUGGAACAAGGGCCUUGCUGCAGUUUUUGAAGAUUCAUCCAGAUAUACAAGUUGCUCCCGAUGAAAUCCAUUUCUUUGAUAAUAAUGAAAAUUAUAGCAAAGGAAUAGACUGGUAUCGUAGGAGAAUGCCUCAGUCAUUUGAAGAGCAGCUGACUAUAGAAAAGUCCCCAAACUAUUUUUUGGAUUGGAACACACCUUAUCGAGUCAAAAUGAUGAACUCAUCCAUCAAGUUGUUGUUGAUUGUGCGAGAUCCACUAUAUCGAGCUGUGUCUGAUUAUGCUCAGAUCAAAGAAGUAAGAGAUAGGAAAGGUAUGGAAAUGAAAGAGUUUGAGGACUUGGCUAUAAACUCAGAUACAGGAAAAGUGAAAAUUCAUUACAAAGCAAUAAAUCGCUCCCUGUAUUACAUACACACCAAAAGAUGGUUAAAACAGUUUCCAUUGAACCAGAUUCACAUUGUUGAUGGUGACAAUUUGGUGCUGCAUCCAUUUGAGGAAAUGGAAAAAGUGGAGAGUUUUCUAGGUCUUAGGCAUUAUCUCCAAGAAGAUCAUUUUGUGUAUGACAGAAAGAAAGGCUUUUACUGCAUCAACAAAGAAAAUGGUGAUCAUAAAUGUCUUAACAGGACUAAGGGUCGGCCCCAUCCUAAGAUUGACCCUGAAGUUGAGGAUCAGCUAAACAAGUUUUUUGAACCAUACAACCAGCAAUUCUUCCAGCUGGUUGGCAAAACAUUUAAGUGGCCCAAACAAACAAGGAGAAGAUCUUUAGGAUGAAUUUCCAAAACUAAAAGUUCUAAUGGCAUUCCUUUAUUUUUAUUGGUAAACAAUCAUAAUACCAAGUAACAGGCAUUUUUUCUGCAGUUUCAAAUUUUUGCAGGAAUAUCCUUCUAAGGUAGCUUUCAAAUUUCUGCAUUGGGAUUUUUUGAGAUUCCAUUUGAUCUGUAGGCAAUAAUACCUAAAAUAUGCAAUUUGAUUUUUUGUUUUAAUGCCAUAUGAUAUGUACCAGAAUUCCUUGUUGAACUAGAGUAGCUCACUCCUAAUCAUAUGCUCACAUUUUUUCGAUUUGGGUAAUAUAAAAUACACAUAUAUACGAUAGAUUUAUAUUCAUUUGUUACCUCUGCAUGUACAUUCGAUUUCAAUUGGUAAAAUUUUCCUCCAAGGUGAAAAGUUUUAUGCUUGUCUGUGAAUAACAGUGCCAAUAUUUGAUAAUGCCCAGUGCUAGAGAAGAAAAUGAUUGACAUUGCUCAUCUACCUGAACAUACAAAAAACAUGAAAACAAUAAUCCGUGUACUCUUGAAAAUCUUGUCACCUGAAGAUUAUCUGUUUAGAAUUUUUAACUUCAUGAAGUUAAUGUAGUUGAAACUUUCCCCAAAAAAAUGGAAAGAGAGGAAAAUAUUGGGAAGGGGGGACACAAUAUACUAAAACUACAGUAGCAGAUUUGAACUUCUGACUUUCAAUUCUGCAGGCUGAUGACAAUGAGCUAAGAAAGUGAAUAGAUUUAAGAUAAGCUUAAGCUGCAAUUUUUCGAAGUAGAUGUAUAACAGAAAAAAGAAAAUUGCUGGGUGUAGAGAAGUCAAU
This is a messenger RNA of Saccostrea echinata, 2052 nucleotides long. RefSeq names its product heparan sulfate glucosamine 3-O-sulfotransferase 5-like. Bases 109 to 1248 code for a protein of 379 amino acids. The transcript is spliced from 3 exons. NCBI's taxonomy places the organism in Eukaryota, Metazoa, Mollusca, Bivalvia, Ostreida, Ostreidae. The record is from RefSeq and is a predicted model, not a curated record. Gene Ontology annotation, molecular function: [heparan sulfate]-glucosamine 3-sulfotransferase activity.